CGCAUAAAUCGUUUUUCUGGAACAAACCAAAGGCCCUAUAACCACCGCAGUCUGCAGCAUCAAUCCACCGAGGCAUCCAUCCAUCGGAUAAACACCGUAAGGAAUCUUUUGCUCGAAGAUCGAUUCCCUUUACUUCUACUACUACAACUACUCUUCUCCGGUGACAAUUAUCAGUUUAAUGUGUCUGUGAACUGGGGGACUCAUCUUCAUUCGUUGAAUUAUUUGGUUCAGUGAGCAGUAGCCGCCAAUGGCUGCUUUGUUGUCCAGUGAUCCUAUGCAUUUUGGCAUGUAUGAAGGUGGUCCAUAUAGGCCUGCCGAUGAUAAAGUAGAAGAAAAUGGUGGCCGGUGGUAUUUUUCUCGCAAAGAAAUUGAAGAGAACUCUCCAUCAAGGCCAGAUGGCAUUGAUUUGAAGAAGGAGACUUAUCUACGCAAAUCGUAUUGCACAUUUUUGCAAGACUUGGGUAUGAGGCUCAAAGUGCCCCAGGUAACAAUUGCUACUGCUAUAAUCUUUUGUCACCGUUUUUUUCUCCGUCAAUCGCAUGCAAAGAAUGACAGGAGGACGGUUGCCACUGUCUGCAUGUUUCUUGCAGGCAAGGUUGAAGAAACUCCUCGUCCGUUGAAGGAUGUUAUCCUUGUUUCCUACGAAAUCAAUCACAAAAAGGAUGAAGAGGCAAUUCAAAGAAUCAAACAGAAGGAAGUAUACGAAAAACAAAAGGAGUUAAUUCUACUUGGAGAACGGGUCGUUCUUGCGACUCUUGGGUUUGAUUUUAAUGUGCAUCAUCCAUACAAACCGCUAGUCGAGGCAAUAAAGAAGUUCAAGGUUGCCCAAAAUGCCCUUGCUCAAGUUGCAUGGAAUUUUGUGAACGAUGGGCUUCGGACAUCUCUCUGCUUGCAAUUUAAGCCUCAUCAUAUUGCGGCCGGGGCUAUUUUUCUUGCCGCCAAGUUCCUCAAAGUUAAGCUCCCUUCUGACGGUGAGAAAGUUUGGUGGCAGGAGUUUGAUGUCACCCCACGACAAUUGGAGGAGGUCAGUAACCAAAUGUUAGAAUUGUAUGAGCAAAAUAAAAUGGCACCUUCUCAAACUAGUGAAGUCGUCGACGGUGCAGGUGGUGGGGUUACUCAGAAGGGCCCUACACGACCUGUUUCUGCUGAUGAAGAUGGUACAAACAACAGUAAUUCCAAACCGAGUACCUCAAACCUUGCAUCAUCGAGGCCCCCAGCUGAUCAGUCGUAUCCAGAUAAUCAUAGUGGCCCAUCAAGAGCGUCUCAAAACAGAAGUAAUGACUAUGGAAACACAGACGCAAAGGGAGACACUGAAGUCAAUGAAAGUCAACAGCGUUAUAGGCCAGAUGAUGGUAAUGGUUCUGAAGGACAUGGCGAGGAAGUUCGAGAAAGAAGGGAACCAGGGGAAGUAAAGGAGAAACACAUUGGACGGAAUCUGGAUUACAAAGGGCAAUCACCUCAAGAUGCUAUAAAAAGGAUUGAUAAAGACAAGGUUAAAGCAGCUCUUGAGAAACGAAGGAAGAGCCGUGGUGGUGAUGUAACCCGAAGAACAGAUUUUAUGGAUGAUGAUGAUUUAAUUGAGAGAGAGUUAGAAGAUGGUAUAGAGUUGGCAGCUGAAUCAGAGAAAAGCAAGCAAGAUAAAAAACAUAAUUGGUCUAAACCAUCAAAUGCGGUGGAUGAGGAUCUUGAAGAUGGUCAAUAUCAUUCUUCAUCAAAAGCACAUACAUCACGAAGUCAAGAUAUUGACCUCGUGGAAGAAGGGGAGGUGGGGAUGUUGGAUGAUGGAGAGAGGGGGUAUAGGUCACCAAAGUUUAGUAAUCGGAAAAGGAAGGGUGGAGGAACCCCGCCUGAAAAACGGAGGAAAAACUAGAAGUCAAAUAUUCUUAAAUCUUGCUGGAUCUUAUAUCAACAUAUAUGUUUCGGAGAGAACAUCUGGUAUGCAGUUACUGUACUUGUGCAAACUAAAUUUUGGUUUCUUUAUCCUUUAUUGGUCAUGAAAUUAGACCAUUUAAUGAGCUUCAUUCGCCAAGCGUCUUUUUGUCUUGUCGUCCUCGUAUAUUUUGUUCUUGCUUUUCCUAUAAACUGUUGGUACUGAUAGCAAUGCCAAUGCAGCAUAAUUUACUUUCUAAA
Messenger RNA from Erigeron canadensis, 2130 nucleotides. Its product is annotated as cyclin-T1-3-like. The coding region runs from base 248 to 1870 and encodes 540 amino acids. Gene Ontology annotation, biological process: positive regulation of DNA-templated transcription, elongation; regulation of transcription by RNA polymerase II. Lineage: Eukaryota; Viridiplantae; Streptophyta; Magnoliopsida; Asterales; Asteraceae. Gene Ontology annotation, cellular component: nucleus; cyclin/CDK positive transcription elongation factor complex. The record is from RefSeq and is a predicted model, not a curated record. The transcript is spliced from 7 exons. Gene Ontology annotation, molecular function: cyclin-dependent protein serine/threonine kinase activator activity.